CUGUUUGACAUCUUCAUAGGCUCUGAUUUGGAUGGAGAUGAAUACGCUGUGAUUUGGGACCAAGACCUCUUGUUGGAUCGUAAUGAAAAGGCAUUCAACUACACUCCCGAAAAAGCGGAAGUCUUGCCUGUUGACGUGAAGAAAAUAAAUGAUGAUAUGGUUAAAUUUUACAUCACCUAUGUCACUCAAGAUUCUGUGGGCAAAAUUUCGAAUUCAUUCCUUUUCAAUGCGGAUCUUUACGGCAUCAAUUCGAAAGUAUGUCAGAGACUGGCGAAGAAAAUUUCCCAAGCAGUCGAUUUCACAAAAACCGGGCUGUCGCCCGAGAUGCUGAUAACGGUCUGGACAGUAGAUGAGGAAAGCGGCAAAGAGAUCCCGCCGGAGAAAAGCGAUCGCCGGCCAGACUUUCAUUUCGGCAAUAGUUACGCUCCCACGUACAGGAGCCCUAGACUGAUGGGUCGAAUUAAUAGGUGCGUUUCGAAGAUAGUGGAUGAAUUUGCCGUUUUGAUAGCUAGAGGGUUGUUCAGCUGUUAA
Molecule: messenger RNA, 531 nt
Organism: Cooperia oncophora
Lineage: Eukaryota; Metazoa; Nematoda; Chromadorea; Rhabditida; Trichostrongylidae
Source: the annotation of a GenBank genome assembly